AUGCAUGGAAGUGGACUAGAAGGACCGAUUCCAUUGAGUAUAUCUCUAUUGAAGAACUUACUUCAGUUUUCCUUCGUCAUCGGAUUCUCUGGAGCAUUUGGCUUGUUAAGAAUCCUAAUUUACAAGGUAUAUGUGGAUGGAACAACUACCAUGUCUACUCAUGAAAGGAAAGCUAGCAUUAGAGAAUUCUAUGUGGUAAUUUAUCCGUCUUUGUUACAACUUCAAAAAGGGGUUACAGAUUCAGAGGAUAAGAAACAGAAGGUUAUUUGUAUGGAGAGGUAUCGAAAAAGAGACAAUGAGGAUCAUCAACAACAUUCUGAUAUAGACACUGAAAGAGAAGAAGAAUGUGGAAUAUGCAUAGAAGUGAAUAGUAAGAUUGUGUUGCCUAACUGCAUCCAUGCUAUGUGCCUGAAAUGUUACCGUGAAUGGUACUCACUCUUUCUUGGUUGCUAUUGCAUCAUGAUUCUUUGUACUUCUCCAUCAAUAUAUUUUUGGAGUUGAAUGUUAUUUGGCAGUGUUUAGGGUGCUUUCAUGCUUAGUUGUUGAUUAGCACUAGAAUAUUGUUAUGAGAAAGAAGGCAAUGAAGGGCAAUAUUGACUACA
Molecule: messenger RNA, 602 nt
Organism: Arachis ipaensis
Lineage: Eukaryota; Viridiplantae; Streptophyta; Magnoliopsida; Fabales; Fabaceae
Source: RefSeq, a predicted model, not a curated record